Klebsormidium nitens is the source of this 1557-nucleotide messenger RNA. The record is from the annotation of a GenBank genome assembly. Lineage: Eukaryota; Viridiplantae; Streptophyta; Klebsormidiophyceae; Klebsormidiales; Klebsormidiaceae.
CGCCUUGCAUGCACAGCCUCCGCCCCCCGAUCAGCGUUACGAGCUCAACGCAUCCACGAAGUUCAGGCGUCAAGCGUUGCCCAGGUAGUGCUAUUCUCUAGACUCUACCUACAUCACUUGUGUUUUCCGCUCUGGAAGAAAGGCGCCACCCAACAAGUCCGCAUUAGCUGAGGCCGGGGCUUCUAGAAACCGAUGCUCAUCUUUGGAGUGAACCCCUGCAGGUUGCAGUUCCAGGGUCCAGGUACAGGUAGUUUGCCCCGUUUCCUUGGAAGUUUUCUGGGUGGUCCAGGAAUUUCGCAGGCUGUCUGCAUGAGACUGACCCGGGCGGCGUGGGGGUUUCAGACGAAGGGAUGCUGGAGACAGAAGCCUUGUCUUUGUAACGACGGGGGGCGGCUUGACUUUGUGCAAGCAUUUGGCCUCGUUCUAGGCGCUACGAUCUUGUGCAGCAGGAAGUGGAGUCCACCAAUGCCACAUGAGCUGGAGUCUAGGGAAAGCCUUUGUUGAGCUCAGGCAGAGGUUUAAGUAGAGCAGCGUUCAAUACUCAGCCAGACUUCAAGGAGCCAACAGAGCUCCUGAGCAAUAAGAUCCAUCACAGAAACAAAAAGUCAAACGGAGUCUCUUAAAGCCUCACAGAGGGGAGGCUGGAACACUUGUGCCUGAUCUGGAGUCUUUCGAUGGCAGGCCCUUCGCAAAUGUCUCCAUGUGCAGCUUGCAAGUUUUUGAGGAGGAAGUGUACACCAGACUGCCUCUUUGCACCGUACUUCCCGCCAGAUCAGCCGCAGAAGUUUGCAAACGUGCACAAGAUCUUCGGCGCUAGCAACAUCACCAAGCUCCUACAUGACUUGCCGCUCUCUCAGCGAGAGGACGCCGUCAAUAGCCUUGCGUAUGAAGCAGACGCAAGAGUCAAAGAUCCUGUGUAUGGGUGCGUAGGGGCCAUCUCUGUCCUCCAACAGCAGGUAGCGCAUCUGCAGGCGGAGCUAGCGAUCGCGCAUGCAGAACUCACUAGAAUACACACGACGACUGUGCCGCCCCUUCAGGACGAUCACGAAAACCCAGCGGUUCUUUCUGUUGCGAUGAGCAGCCGGCCGUUGGUGUCGCAGGCACUGGCAUCGUAUGCGGGCUUGAAACCAGAUUCCAUGCGGUAGCAUGAAAGCUUUUGGUACGCGCGUUAUUUUAGAUGAAAGCGAUAGAGUCAGCGUAGCGCAGGGAUAGACCCCACGAGGGUCUGACGGUUUUCGGGAAACGACAAGGUCCUCCUUAUUACUGAGAAGCAGGUAGUUAUGGAACUUGCCUGUCAAUGGAUGCGGCAAGAGUCUGGCCGGGCCAAUAAAGAGCAAAAACGGCCCCGCUUGAAGCUUGAGUAGGUGCAGUGCAGUGAUGCAUUUGCCUUCCGUUGAUGCAAUGCUCUCUUGCAAGCAAAGACCGUACUGUAUAGUAGCUGAAACGCCGCAAUGGAUCGUUCGAGUAGCUAGAGCUUACGGAACCGAACACACACAGUAGAGCUUGUUGAGAUGGCAAGCCAUUGAACGCCUAAUUAUAAUAUCCCGUACUGUCAAG